GCAAGUUAUGCUUUCCUGAUCAAUCUUGAACACGCGUCUUACGGUCUUGGCAAACGUUAAUCUUGGCAUCUGCAACUAGGCUGUUUAGCAGCGUCAUCUUCUCCACCUGACUCGUUUUGCAGCUCGAAGCGGCGUCGAAAUGAGCUGUUGUGACAGGGUGCGGUGAUUUCAUAGUUGGUUCUGAAGGUGUGGUCGCAUCAGCGAUGUUUACACGCAUGCGCAGCUGAUCUGAAAUCUGACAUGGCGGAUGAUCCGCAGGUCGCCAGUCCAGUAAGAAAUACCUCCGAUUCAAAUCACGUAACGAAGAAAUCAGCAUGUAGCACACCCAUGACACAAAAGUCACCAAAACAAGACAUGUACUGGUUUGCGUACGCCGCGGAUCCUCCGGCGGAGCGGCACAGACGGGGUCUCUGGGCCCAGCAGGUAGACGAACUAGCAAGUCUCGAGCAGGAGCUCGAUGGUGCGACAAGUGCGCAGAAAGAGUCCCCCUGCUCCCCUUUAGACACUUACUGGUUUGCUCACGCUGGCGGAGAUGCACCAAGUGAGGAUGGCAACGAACGUAGGUUAUCCCCAGACAGGAGCCAAGGGGGUGACAGCGCAUGUGGGGGCGCCGGUGACUCGCCCCAGCAUGCGCAGCUGUCACGGGAGGAGCGGCUACGUCUCGUGAAGGAGCGGCAGGAGGAGCAGCGGGCACGGCGCUUGCAAGAGCUGGAGCAACAGGCACAGGCUGCACAGCACUACCGUGAGCAGCUGGAGGAAGAACGGCGCCGGCGCAUUGAGGAGAUGCGACAGCGUGACCACGAGCGUCGGCUUCAGGUGGAAGAACGCAAGAGGCUUAUCUGGGAAGCCGAUCACGAGCGGAAAGAAGCCAUGCUGAAACGGAACAUGGAACGAGAGGGCAAGCUGGAUGCCCGACGCAGCACCGCAAACCGUAUGAGCAUGAGUUUUGCUUUUGGCAGCUCUACGCCGAGGACCUUUGAUCUGGAUUUAGCCACCAUGAGCUCAGCUGGUGCCCCGGUGCUGAUGUCAGCAGCGCCUCAGAGGAAAUCGGAAGAGCGAGACUUUGAGAGCAGCCGCAAGAGGGCAGCAUCAGCCUACAACUUGUGCCAAGCAGCAGAUGACUCGUGCCCAGCUCAGGGGGCAGUGCCCGAUGUGGCAUUUGUGUCCCCCACCACGGGGGGUUGGCUUGUGGGGUCAGGGGUCACAGUGGACUCUCGCAGACGUGGCCCACAAGUGCCCUGCUUGGUGUCUGGCCCAGGCGAGGACCCCAUGACGCGCAGCAUGACGGCGCUGCCGAGCCAACACAGCCGUGGAAGACGCAAGACGGACCUGAUGCCAGUGAUCCCGUGGAACCGGAGCUGUGCCGCCUCGCGUUCUCGAUCGCCAGCUACGGCCCCGUCGUCUUCAUCAGGUGUGGCUCAGCGUGCCGUGAGCAUGUCGCGCCUGGAUGUGCUUGCACAGCCCCGGCGGCCCCGGCUGCUUCCGGCCAGCCCCAGCACGAGUGCUGCCACACCGCCAAGUAUGGCUGCCAAGAGCAUGCUCAACUUGUCUUCGGGCAGCCCUCCCUCCAGGCGGGGGGUAGACAUGUCGCAAAGCAUGCUGCUGCCGGGCAGGGGUGGUGGGCUGGGGGGCAAGCUGCGAUCGGCACGCAGCAUGAGUCAGCUGGCACCCCGCCCUACGCGUGCCUCCCAGCUUAGGGCCACCAACAGGAUGAUGGCAACUGACCAGUGGCAUGCUAGUGAGUACCCUGACCACGGUGAUGGGUUCCUUGCAACCAUCUGUACGGGCAAGGAGCAACAGUCGCCAUCACGACCUCGUUCCUCCAUGUCGGUGGCAUCGGAACACUCGGUGGCCUCCAGUCAGAUGUCUUCAUCAGUGGUGAUGCGUCCAAGGCCACCGCCACGAAAGCCUCGGCCACUCAGCAUUGCUGGCACCAUUCCUGACAAAGCACUGCAGAGUAGGCCGAAUGUCUCCCCAGAUAAGACAGCAUCUGCUGUGGUGGAGAAGAAGAAGGCGAGAUCGUCCAGCGGUGCUGAAGGCACUGCACCCGAGGUGCCGCCAAAGCCGGCCCACCUACGCAAGCCACAGAAGCCUCAGCCACCAGCGGCCUCGGCCUUCAGGAGAGAGCCACGCUCUGCUCCUCCUGCCGCUGCCAGAAGUGCCACCAAGGACACCGCGCCCAAGGAGCGGCCAAAGGAUCCCCUGCCUGCUUCCCUGCCAACGGCAGCGGUGGCUCCGAUCGUAGCAUCUGCAGCUGGAAAACUAGUCCCUGUAGCUGCGGCGGCUACAGUUGCAGAGCCCAACACAGCGCCCCCGGAUGUAGUUGCCUCAAACGUUGUCACAGCAGGCAACCAGAAACAGAGGGAACCUUCUACAAAAAAGAGCCAUCCCGAGGCACAGGCUGCAGUGGAUGAGCAGGAACUGAAGGCUCCAGCAGUGACGGGGGAGGUCCUUGCCACCACUGAACCUGCAGAGGAGCAGAAGUCAACUGUGCCCCAGCAGACCACUGGUGGGCCUGACAGUUGCACACAGCCAGCCACACAAGGCCCUUCAGACCCAAGCACUGAUGAGGGCCAGCCCAGUAAGCCAGCGCCACGUGUGAUCUCUGAGGAAGAAGCACGGGCCCUGCUGGCUGAAAAGCGCCGCUUAGCACGAGAGCAGGCCGAAAGGGAGGCUGAACUGGAACGCCUGCGGCAGGAAGAGCUCAGGCGCCAGGAGGAAGAGCGUUUGCGACAGGAGGAGGAAGAACAGCGGCGUGCCGAGGAAGAGCAGCUCCGGCUGGCCGAAGAAUUUCAUCGUCAGGAGGAAGAGAAACUUCAGCGGGCCAUUGAGGAGCAGCAGAAGCGCGAGGCCGAGGAGCGUGAGCGGCGUGAGCUCGAGGCCCAACAGAAGGCAGAACGCGAGGAACAGGAGCGCAAGGCUCGCGAGGAGGCCGAGAGGCAGCGCAAGGAGCUCGAAGAGAGGCUCAAGCGGGAAGAGGCCGAGCGGGCCGAGAGGAAAAAGAGGGUGGAAGAGAUAAUGAGCCGGACACGAAGGAGAGGUGCCAAGGACAACCCAGCCGGCAAGCUGGCUGGAAGUGAUGCACAGGCAUCACCUGAGCGGGAGAGCUCUCCGUCUGUGUCCGGCCGGUCUUCGCCUCAGCUUUCGCAAGACAAGUUGUGCGACGACAAGAGCCCGGUGACGCAGCCACAGCACAAGCUAGAAGCAGGGCCGCAAGCGCUAGAGUCGGAAGCAGCCACAAAAGAGCCCGAAGAUAGGGGGGAGCAGCAGGGGAUGUCUCUAGGAAAUGUAGCAAUGCUGGCGGCUGGCUCGCCGGACUGUGUGAAUGGUAGGGAAACAAUUGUGAAGAGUGUUGAUAGUUCGGUGGACUGCAGCGGCGACGCUCAGGGCGAUAGCAGAGUGGUGGAGGAGCCCAUGGACCAAUCUCCUCCUCACGGCAAGUUUUUCUCCCCUCCCUCUGCGGCGAGCGAAGGGACAACAGUGCCACAGCCGCCACCAUGCACCAAUGGCUACGGCUCGCACCACACCAACGGUGGAGGAGGUGACGGCAUCAUCAAUGGCGUUGGGUCUGAGAAAGUUGCCGACUUGCUGGGUCUGGACUCUCUGGGACCCCUGAAACCUGAAGUCUUGAACACUGGAAGCCAGGACGAGGAGAAUCUGCGCAACUCGGGUGACAUCAACUCCAAUCGUAUUGUGCCCACCGGGAACCCACUAAUUGGCUUUGAAGAAGACAACCGGAAUAGCAGCAGUAAAGGCCAAGAUAUGCAGUUCACCGAUUUGCUCUCGUAAUUGACCAGAGCUGCAGACUUCCUGAGGCAGUUGAUCCCACCCCAAGCCUCCGUGUUGAGAACGAAGGAGCCCCAACGACACUAAGAGGUCGGACACUCUCAUUAGAGCUGGCUUUCGUAGGUAAACUUGUCGCCACGCCGCUCCUGCAAAAGCUAGCGUUUUUAAAAAGAAAGCUGCAUAUUUUAAAAGAUGGCUUUUUUGUUCUUGUUUUUUUUUUUCAAUCAAGCUGGGUGGGGUUUGUGGAAUUUUCUAGGUUUUCAAAUUAUUUAUCAUGCAGCAUGUGCAUCCCAGGGUGAAGAGACUGUGGGACUUUUGUUGACGUUUUAAAAUGAAGAGGGCCUCACUUUUCUUUGUUUCACAUGUGCAAAUGGAGAGCGUUGAACUGAAACAUAAUAUUUAGAACGUUCUAAGGUAACCAAGUUACUAAUUGUUGGUUUCCUAGCUAUGCGGGAUAAUAAUGGCAUGUUUGGACUACUUUAGUUUGAACGUGUAUGUGAAGUGUCGGAAAAUGCUGGUGAACCGUUAUUAUUCGUGUUGCUUCAACAUGAACUUAUCAGAGUAGGUGCAUUUUGCGACUGUUUUGACUCUUUGUGCUUCUUUUUUAGCAGCUUAAAUUCACACCAGUGCUCUUUCUGUGUACAGAGGUGCCGUUAGCCCAGAAAAUUCUCAGCAUGCCAGUGUAAAAACUCUGGUGUUUCGUGCGAUGGCCAACAAACAACUACUUGUGUAACAAGAGCUGCAUUGAGCUCUGUUGUCUUGCUUGAACGCAAAGCCUUGUGGUCUCGAACGUGUCUGUAAAUACAAGCAGCAAUUCUUUCUUUUCCUCCAUUCUUUUUCUUACUGCUGAGAGACACCAGUCUUCUAUGCCAUGCCUAAAUUAUUUUUAGCAUGUGAAGUGGGAUGUGCUCUCUUGUUUGUUUUCUUGUUUUGUAAAAAUGUAGGUAGCCACUUUGUGUGCUGUUGUUUUCUUUUACCACACCUAACUUCUGUAUGCUGUAUAGUAAAAUAAAAGAAACUAACACUGGA
Molecule: messenger RNA, 4815 nt
Organism: Rhipicephalus microplus (southern cattle tick)
Lineage: Eukaryota; Metazoa; Arthropoda; Arachnida; Ixodida; Ixodidae
Biological process (GO): microtubule cytoskeleton organization
Cellular component (GO): microtubule cytoskeleton
Source: RefSeq, a predicted model, not a curated record